UACUCCAUCAAAAUAAUCUUGCAAAUCAUCAUUUCUCAGUAGCUAUAAAAUUUCUAUAAAAACCUAUACUUCACUAUCACAUUCCACAACACACAAAACAUUAAUAAUAUAGUAAUAUUGUCUCCAAAAAAAUAUGAGGAGAUUAGUAUCGUCUAUUGCAUUAUUAUUAAUUUGUUUUUUCAUAUUUACAAAUGCCGUAGGUGCAGAGACUCGAAAGGCAUUCGCCUGCGAUCCUUCCGAUUCCAACACCAAACACUUGCCGUUUUGCAAAACCGGUUUAUCGGCGGCGAAGAGAGCCAAGGAUUUGAUCGGACGGUUGACAUUGCAGGAGAAGGUGAAGCUGCUGGUGAACAAUGCCGCGGCGGUGCCGAGGCUGGGGAUCAUGGGGUACGAGUGGUGGUCGGAGGGGCUUCACGGCGUCUCUGAUGUGGGGCCGGGGACCAAAUUCGGGGGCGAAUUCCCCGGCGCCACCAGCUUCCCGCAGGUCAUCACCACCGCCGCCUCUUUCAAUACUUCCUUGUGGGAACAGAUCGGAAAGGUGGUGUCGGACGAGGCCCGGGCAAUGUACAACGGGGGGCAAGCGGGCUUAACGUAUUGGAGCCCAAACGUAAACAUAUUCCGCGAUCCAAGGUGGGGCCGGGGACAGGAGACUCCCGGUGAAGAUCCAGUGGUCGCCGGCAAAUACGCGGCCAGCUAUGUGAAAGGUUUACAAGGUAACAACCCCAACGACCGCUUGAAGGUUGCCGCCUCUUGCAAGCAUUACACCGCCUACGAUCUUGAUAAUUGGAAUGGCGUCGAUAGAUUCCACUUCAACGCUUUGGUGAGCGUGCAAGACAUGGAAGAUACAUUUAACAUUCCUUUUAGAAGCUGUGUAAGAGAAGGCAAAGUUGCAAGUGUUAUGUGCUCUUACAAUCAAGUCAAUGGCAUUCCUGCUUGUGCCGAUCCUAAGCUUCUCCGGAAAACUAUUCGAGGCGCUUGGGGUUUAAAUGGGUUCGCUUUUUUUUUCAACUUAUCAAACUUCACUUCAUCUUUCACAACCAUAUAUAAUUUCUUGAUUUUUUUUAUCAGCUACAUCGUUUCGGAUUGUGAUUCUGUUGGAGUAUUCUUUAAUACUCAGCAUUACACAAGCACGCCGGAAGAAGCCGCCGCCGCCGCUAUCAAAGCAGGCUUGGAUUUGGAUUGUGGGCCUUUUCUUGCUAUGCAUACCGAAAAUGCGGUGGUGAAGAAGCUGUUGAAAGAGGCGGAUGUUGAUGCUGCGCUCACCAACACCAUCUCAGUUCAAAUGAGGCUGGGCAUGUUCGAUGGUGGGCUGUCUUCGCAGCCUUAUACCAAGCUUGGCCCUAAAGAUGUCUGCAGCGCGAGCCACCAGGAGCUCGCGCUGCAGGCUGCGAGACUGGGCAUCGUUUUGUUGAAAAACGAUGUCCCAGUCCUCCCUCUCUCUCAACAACAUUUGGGCUCGGUAGCUGUGAUUGGGCCUAACUCGAAUGCGACUAGGACAAUGAUUGGGAAUUAUGCUGGUGUUCCAUGUGGAUAUACAAGUCCGUUGCAAGGAAUACGCAAGUAUACAAGGACGGUGCACAAUGAGGGUUGUGAUGGCGUGGCAUGUGACAAUGACGACUUAUUUAGUGGAGCGGUUGAGGCGGCCAGCAAGGCAGAUGCGACUAUUUUGGUGAUGGGACUUGAUCAAUCUAUUGAGGCCGAGUUUGUUGAUAGGGAGGGCCUCUUGCUACCUGGGAGGCAACAAGAGCUCGUGACUAAGGUCGCCUCGGCCUCCAAAGGUCCCACCAUAUUGGUGUUGCUGAGUGGUGGGCCCGUGGAUGUUUCAUUUGCCCAAAAUGAUGCACAAAUUGGGGCAAUUCUAUGGGCCGGCUAUCCGGGGCAGGCUGGAGGUGCCGCGAUUGCUGAUGUUAUUUUUGGGGUGCACAAUCCGGGUGGGAGGCUUCCGAUGACAUGGUACCCUCAAGAGUACCUCAACAACUUGCCUAUGACAACAAUGGACAUGAGGGCUAACCCUUCGAAAAACUAUCCUGGAAGGACUUAUAGAUUCUACAAAGGACCGGUCGUCUAUCCUUAUGGGCACGGUUUGAGCUACACGAGUUUCAAGCACACCAUUGCCAAGGCACCAAAAGUCUUCUCAGUCCCAAUGGGAGGCGGCCAUCGAGCCAACUCCACGUUUUCGGAUAAGUUAGUCCGAGUGGCUCGUGCCAAUUGCAAGAGACUCACACUCAAGGUUCACGUGGAAGUGGAGAACGUGGGGUCCAGAGACGGGACCCACACAUUGCUCAUGUUUGCCUCUCCACCGGGAGAUGAUUGGGCACCCCAGAAGCAACUCGUUGGUUUCCAAACAAUGGGCAUUCCUAGUGGAGGGAAGCAACGAGUUGUUAUGAGUGUCGGUAUUUGUAAACAUCUUAGCGUGGUGGAUAGUGGAGGCGUCCGCCGGAUUCCCAUGGGAGAGCAUGGACUUUAUAUUGGCGAUGCUACACAUACUGUGUCUCUUCAGCCUCGUAAAAUCUAGAAUUGAUCAAAUCGUGAUUAUCAUUUUAUUUUUUAACCUAGGAUUACAUGUUUGGCAUCUAAAUCCGCUCUGUUUUGCCCAAUAUUUUUAUUAAUUUGUGAAAUCAAAGAUUUGACAUGUUAAAAUCUGAUACUGAUGGUAGUAUAGUUCAAUGGAACAAUAUUUAAUUUGGAA
This is a messenger RNA of Salvia splendens (bonfire salvia), 2689 nucleotides long. RefSeq names its product probable beta-D-xylosidase 2. Gene Ontology annotation, biological process: xylan catabolic process; arabinan catabolic process. The record is from RefSeq and is a predicted model, not a curated record. Bases 134 to 2515 code for a protein of 793 amino acids. The transcript has 6 exons. Gene Ontology annotation, molecular function: alpha-L-arabinofuranosidase activity; xylan 1,4-beta-xylosidase activity. Lineage: Eukaryota; Viridiplantae; Streptophyta; Magnoliopsida; Lamiales; Lamiaceae.